AUGUCUUCUGAAGAUUCAUCGUCGUCUGUUAUUGAAUAUCAAUCUGAUCCAUCGGAUUCAAUAAAUUUAACCACAGUUUCUUCAUCUAUCAUCACUUUAUCAUCAAAUUAUAUUCCUAAUUCUACAUCAUCUAAUAAGGAGUUUACAAUUGAACGAAUUAUUGUUAAAAAUACAAAUAAUAAUUUAUCUUCUAUCUGUUGGAAUCUUUUUGGGUUUCCUGCGAAGAAAUCUAAAACAAAUCAUCAAUUUCAACCUAUUCCUGGUUUUGUUAGUUGUGAAUCAUGUUUACAAACCUAUUCCUUUCAAUCAGCAUUCGGUACUCGAGUACUCAAUGCACACAGUUGUAUUCAAAAAUUAUCAAAUGACAAAACAUCGUCAUGGAUAGCUGGUACCGGAAUUCAAACAAAAUUAGAAACAAUGAUAAAAUGUUACAAACAUAUUCAGUUACCAGGAAAAGAAAUUAAUUCAGUUAAAGACUUAGUUUCUAAAUGGCUAUGCCAAGAUAUGAGAGCUUUUUCUAUUGUCGAAGACACCGGUCUUAGAAAUUUAUUACAAAAAUUUAUUGUGCUAGGAAAGUGUGCUGCUUAUGGAGCAAUUGACGUGAAAAGUGUCAUGCGUGGUGCUGAUGUUUCUUCUAAACACAUAUACAAACUGGUUGAUGAUUAUCGUAUCAAAUUAAAAGAUAUAUUAAAAGAGCCAUAUGAAAGCAAGUGUAUAUGUGCCUGUCCCGAUACGUGGAGUGAUCCACACAAACAAAUUUCAUAUAUGGGAAUAUCAAUCUCAUUCGUCGAUGAGAAUUUUAAAUAUAUAAUAUUCGAUUUAUGGUGUGAACCUUAUCUACAAGAUGAUCAUACUGAUCCAAGUAUUCAGACGAGUGGUUGUAAUAAAGAUAUUCAAGGUCUUGGCGGUGUAGCAUUGCAACAGUCAACAGUUAUCCGAUGGCUGUCUAUGAUUGAUCUACUUCAGAGCAUAGUACGCUCAUAUUAA
Messenger RNA from Rotaria sp. Silwood2, 987 nucleotides. The record is from the annotation of a GenBank genome assembly. NCBI's taxonomy places the organism in Eukaryota, Metazoa, Rotifera, Eurotatoria, Philodinida, Philodinidae.